Ixodes scapularis (black-legged tick) is the source of this 357-nucleotide messenger RNA. RefSeq names its product prokineticin Bm8-d-like. The transcript is spliced from 3 exons. Gene Ontology annotation, molecular function: enzyme activator activity. Gene Ontology annotation, biological process: digestion; lipid catabolic process. The record is from RefSeq and is a predicted model, not a curated record. Gene Ontology annotation, cellular component: extracellular region. Bases 1 to 357 code for a protein of 118 amino acids. Lineage: Eukaryota; Metazoa; Arthropoda; Arachnida; Ixodida; Ixodidae.
AUGAAGACAUUUUGCUUAGCGCUUGCUUUGACCGUCAUCGUGGCCGCACUGCUGGAUGAUGUCACCGCCGAUUUUCAAGAACAGCGACCAGUCGUACCCCACUUCCCAGGUGGCCCUACUCGCCGUCCUACUCCUGGACGUAAGGGCCAGCCUUGUAGCCCCAGCGCGCCUUGCGGGAGCGGAUUGUGCUGUUUAAGAUCAAGUAAUACUAAUAAUCCCUCUUCCACCUGCCAGCCUAAAGGAGGAUACGGAAUGCCGUGUUCAGAAGAUUCGAUCAAGGGUGGCACCUAUACUCUCCGCUGCCCGUGUCAAACAGGUUACUCCUGUCCAUAUGGUCCGAACGCCAGAUGUCAGUAA